CAGCCUUUUGGGCACUUUUUUCCAAUAAAGUUGUGGGGUGUGAUAAACAACAUCCACACGGGGGGGAGCUACGAAAAAUGUCGCACAGGGCGCCGAGAGGGAGUAAACGGACAUAUAGCGAGGCGAAACGUAACGCGGACAAAGCUCGUUCCCAAACGAGAGUGAAUCUGGGGUUGGCUUUCACCCGCUGGCGAGCACUGAAGAUGAAGAUGGGGAUGAAGAGCGACGAGGAGUUGGCCUGUUGUCUGCUGGACAGGGCAGACUUUAACUCCAGGAUGUGCUCCGUGGUCGGAUGUGGUUCUGGGCGUCGCAGUGCGCAACGGUUCAAGUUACCGGAGGACCCGGAGAGGAGGCUGGAGUGGGUUCAGUUCCUCUUUGAAGUCAACGGACAGAGACUCAAAGAAUCCUCCUGGACUGACAUCACCGUCUGUAGUGAACACUUCACCCAGGACUGCUUUGAACCCCUGACCUGGGGCCAGCUGAAGCCCGAUGCUGUCCCAUCACUGUGUGUCAAGUUGGAGGAAGACGAACCUCUGGAGAGCCUUCAACAUGUGUAUAACAGCCUAAAUAAACAAGUGUGUAAGGUGUUUACACUAAAGGAGCCUGUGGAGACCACAGAUGCUGCUCGACAGUGUGACGACCUUAAUUGUCCAACUUCCUCUAAAAAAUCCAGAAAAACUUUAACACGUUCGCAAGCAAGUCCUAUGUCAAGUGGUAUCUCCAUGUCAAAUUCAUCUGAUGCUUCAAAUGCUGUCCGUUCUGGAUCUGACCAGAUGCAACAAAAUAUCAUGGAUAUUGAUUUGAACAUGGAAAAAGCUGCGCUUCUACAGAUGAAAGGAAAGCAUGUUGUGAAUGAAAGCUGCCUCUUCCAGUUAUUUCGCCGCAAGUGCCCGUCAUGUGGCUCUAAGCUUCAGAUGGAGAAGGUCACCCAUGGGGUGCUCAUCAUCCUGAACCAACAGUGCCUUCAGUGUGACUACAGAAACCAGUGGAAAAGCCAAAUCAGUGCCAGUGUCCCAACAGCUGAAGAUCAACGCCUGAAAGAAGAAGCAGUAGUAAUCAAACAGGAAAUGCCAACAGAUGACAACCCCUGCAGCACGGUGUUCUCUGAGAUUGUUACUUUUAGUGACGAAGAAAGCGAUCCGUCAGAUGAAGGAGAGGAAGGUGAUGAUGAUGGGUCGAGUUCAGACGGGGAUUGGAAUCCAACUGAGGAGGUUUUGCUGGCUGAAGAGCUCGCGAACGACUCUGAAGAGGAACCCAAAGAGGAGGAUGAUUCAGAUACUCCGGGUGGCCUCAAAAUUAAUGAGCUCUGCACAGAAUGUGGAAGUUUUUUCACUGUUCAGAAGCCUCACACGUGCGAGUACAAAAUAAAGCCCUUUUCUUGCAACAUAUGCGGCAAAAGGUGCGUUACGGAGACGUCUCUGAAAAAUCAUAGCAGGAUCCACGAUGAAACUUAUGACCAUCCUUGUAAAUACUGCCACGUUACCUUCAAAACAAGGGUGGACAAGCUUAAACACGAGCAGACCCAUCAAGACAACAAAGAUCCCUACAGAUGUCCCGACUGUCCAGAGACAUUCGCCACCGGUAAAAAACGCAGCAUCCACCUGCUGGCAAAUCACAGAACCACAAAGGAGUACAAAUGUGGAGUUUGUGGGAUUGUAUUUCAGGAUGUGCAUCAUCUUCGGAGACACUCUGUCGUGCACACGGGAUUGAAACCGUACAAGUGUUCGGUGUGCCAGCGUGGCUUCAACCAGUCUAACCACCUGAAAUCCCAUAUGCGUCUGCACACGGGGGAGAGGCCUUAUAAGUGUCGGCAUUGUGACAAAAGCUUCAAUCACAACGUGAGCUUGAAGAGUCACGUCCAGCGUUACCACUCCUCGAGCUCUGGACGCGAGCGGCAGACGGUAGACGAAAGGGCGAGCGACACCGGUGACGCCGAGGACAGCGGGAAUAAGAAAGGCACAGACUCUGAGUUUGACAACGUAGAAGAAGAACAAGAUACAGAGGAGGAGGAGGAGGAGGAGGAGGAGGAGGUGCAGAAGAAGAAAACAGUAGUGCAAAAAAGUAGAAAGAGGAUCACGGGUAGACCCAGAGGAAGGCCGAAGAGAAGUGCAGCAGAUGGUUCGGUUCUGGCAGGGCGAAAAAAAGGCAAGCGCUCCAAGACUGCAAAAUCAAAGGCGCAGAAAACGGGUUCCAGCGAUGAGGAAAGUGAGGACGAGCAAUCAGUCAGCGACGUGUCCUUUGACUCGGCAGAAGAGAAGGAGACGGUGAGGAAGAGAACAGGGAGAUCAAGAGGAAGACCAAAAAAUGACAGUGACACUGAUUUUGACCCAGAAGAAGGAGCAAAGAAAAAGAAGUACAGCAGCAGCAGUAAGAGUUCAGAGAAACGUGGAAGGGGAAGACAAACAAAGAGGCUAGUGGACUGAAAAUGCCUCAAACACACCGAGCUGAAGAAUUAUUUUGGUGUGCAGCAAUUGUGAAAAGAAAGACGCCAUAUAAAACUGGAUUGAUAUCUAUUGAGUAGAUAAUAAAGGCAAUGUGGAAUAUGAGAAACAAAACAUCCACAUGAAGCAGCGUCUUUCUGAAUUGAGUAGUCUUUUACUGUGCAGUAAUGGAGGGUCAGUCAGUAAAUCAUUCAAUAUUGAGUAUUGGGUGAAUUAUAACAAGGAGACUAUCAGUGUGGAGGAAGGUAAUUGCAAAUUACCUUUUGGAAAAAUGGUAUUACAGUUUGGGGAAAUAUGUAUUAUAUUCAUGUCUUCAUGUAAGAAUAAUAGAGUUUCAAGCUUAAACAAACAUGUUUAUACUGAAGUCAGGGCACUGUGGCACAGCCAGUUUCUAUCUUUUCUUAUUCACUAUAAAGCUACAUAAUUAUGUAACUUCAGAGAUUCGUCAGUCUAUAGGGAAAUCUAGAAGCAUUCAGAUAUUAGGGCUGUCCUGAAUACCACUUUUUGGUCUUUGAAAAAACAAAGCAUUUGAAUGCUGAUUUGAAGGUCAGUUACCAUGGAAACGGUCAAAGCUUCGAAGCAUUCGGGUCAGCCCUAUCAGAUGGCAAUUCAUUGUUACAUUGUUCAGUUUUAUAAAUCAAUAUUCCACAGUUUUACCUGUUGGCUAAUAGAUAAAUAAAUCAAUAAAUGCUGUAUAAUGUUCUUUUACACAAUGCCUUUAAAUGUCUAGAAAGAUCAUUUAACAGUUUGGUAUUUACACCUGAUUGUACAUUUUGGAGUGUUGAAAUGUUGGUUCUCCGCUUAAGCCUGAGUUUCAAUGAUGAUCCAGAGAAUUGUUCCAGAGAACAAUGACCACACCAAUGGUUGUGUACUGUUUAUCCCAUUAGCUACACAUUGAUAUUUACAUUGCUGCUGACCAUUUUGGAUUGAUUUGCUACUUAACAGGUUGAAAUUGGUUUUCAGUUUUCCUAAAAAAAUGCUCCAAUAAUCCGCUUACUGAGGCUUGAAACUAGUUGGAGAUAGAGCAGCUGAUUCAUCACAGUGAAGAUAAGUUAGUUAUGGUGCUGUUACGGUUCCAUAAUAACACAUUUAUUAAGAUGGACUGUUUUGAAACUCAUCCUCUUGGCACGGUCAAGGACCUCAGAGUUUCCCUGAAUGCACCACUGAGGCAGGCUUUGCAAAUAGUCCUUGUUUGCAACUCUAUUAGACCACAAGUAUAUAAGAAAGUAAAUAAAUAAAAAGCUGGAGAUUUCUUCACUGUUUUGAAUAACCUAUCCCAAGUAAGUUUCAAGUCUCUGCAAGUUUAUUACAUACCAUACAGAAACUACAUGUUAAAUAUAUGCAAGUGGUGUAAAACACCCAGUAUGGGCCUUUAAGGGAUGGCAGAUUUUUUACAUAAAAAAUUCAAAAAUAAAUGUGUACAACGGCC
Sebastes umbrosus (honeycomb rockfish) is the source of this 3870-nucleotide messenger RNA. RefSeq names its product gastrula zinc finger protein XlCGF66.1-like. Bases 78 to 2423 code for a protein of 781 amino acids. Gene Ontology annotation, biological process: regulation of transcription by RNA polymerase II. The record is from RefSeq and is a predicted model, not a curated record. Gene Ontology annotation, molecular function: DNA-binding transcription factor activity; RNA polymerase II cis-regulatory region sequence-specific DNA binding. The transcript is spliced from 7 exons. Lineage: Eukaryota; Metazoa; Chordata; Actinopteri; Perciformes; Sebastidae.